AUAAAGACAGACAAUUAACUUUUAAUGGAUUUCAAUUUCGGGACCAUUAGGGGAACUUGAUGUCCUCAUCCACUUCUCCGAAAAACUUUGUUCAGGGCACUACUGGUACUGCCAUGUCCCGUGGACGUUCAGGCGAUUCUAUCCUCAGUAAUAACGACACAAAGGGAGCAGAUUCACUUCCAGGUACAUGGAGUUCCCCGUCGUUAGGAGCUGGCGGCGGCAGUACUGGCGUUGGUAUUGGGAGCAAUAGCAGUAGCUUGUUUGGAGUCACAGGAGCUGUGGCCCAAAUCGCCAGAAUGCGUACAAAGAUCGAUUCGCCACUUUUCGAAACUGAGGAGAAAGACAAGGAGUCACAAGAGGCAGAAGAGCUUUUGGCAUCCGAUACAGAGCUGGCACCACCACCGCUUCCCAUCUCUUCAGCCAGCCCAGUCUCUUAUUCACGUACUGAAGAUGGCUCUAAGAGCUUAUCAAGCAGCAUGCCAUCAUCCGCGGGGACUUCAGUAGCAACUUUGGUUAACCGACGGCCAUCUCUAACUACUUCACAGAAUCAUUCUUCGGAUCAAUAUGGAUUCAACAAAGGUGACUUGGGUCCUAAACCGGCAACUUUUGAGGGCAUCAAAAAAGGAAAUAACAAUAGUAAGAUAUCUAGUCUACUAGCGCCAAUCAUGCCUUCUUCAGCUGGACACACAGUUGUUUCUGUGUCUGAACAAUCGGAAGGAGGCGCUAGUGAUGAGCAUGAAAUGGGACAAGAACUCCGUCCUAUACAUACCCCCAAAUGCAACCGAGAAGCAACGGAAAUAUACCCAUCAGCAGAUGAAGAAAGCGAUAAUGAAGACAAGCUGAAGAAUGAUCGGACGGUAUUGCCUCCGUCGAUACCACCUCCCUUACCGCCUAGGCAUGUAUCUCAAGGACCACUUCAGUGUCAACCGCAGCAACAUGACGAGAUUGCCCCUGACCAGGAAUCGGUCAGCAUGCGAGUUGAGCCUAUUAUCCAGAACCGUGAAGAUUUGAUUAAUCGAUUAAUGAACAUUAUCUGUGGGCAGCCAGAGUCUGGAGCACACCGGUUCCGGAUCAUUACCAUCCAUAUGGCCGCAGAAUUAUUGAUGGAGUUUGUGUUUACAAAAGGUGUAUCCAACAAUACCGCUACUAAUGCAUCAACUAUAAAAGAAGAGAAUAAUCAAGCUCAAAACGCCGCUGCAUCUCAACAGUCAGCCGAGAGUCACUUGGGGGAGGUCGAUAUGCAGCGGCUAGCUUCGGCAGAAGCACAGUUUCGAGUAAGAGUCCAAAAGGGCAUUAGAAGGCUGGAGCGCAAAAAACAGAGGGCUAGUCUCAAGCAAGGAGGCGAUGGAGCUGGAACAGCUUCACUAUUUCCUCAGCCAUUAGGUAUUCUGACAGGACGUAUCGAACGAGCGAUGACAGAGUCAAAGUUGGGUAUCGAUAAGCAGAUUGUGAACAUCAUCGCAGAGUCAUCUGUAAUCUAUGGACCGGACAAGGACCUCGACAAUGAGCCUGAUAUAGACCCUACGCCAGAGUUGGCGACCCUCUUUAGCCUUGACCCUGAAUACACAAAUAUAAGACAUGAAAAGACAGAUACAAGAGGAAGGACCUGGAAAAAUGAAGAGUAUAUAAAUGGUCAACAUCAAAACCAACCGCCAGUAAGCAGCAGUUCCAAUGGACCUAUCUCUUUCAAGGAGAGAUUCAGAUCCAGGUCCAGGACUCGAAGCAAGAUCAGCUCAAUGAUCCGGGGUUCGUCAGAACCACGACCACCACAAUCCGACCGUCAGGAUGCACCUCUUCAGCCUCCACAAAGUCGUCUGAGUGGGACCCAGCGCUUGGAAGCAAUGGUGGUUCGGUAUAUAAAGUGGUUACACAUCUUGAUUCAGUGUCGACAGGUUCUGUCGCGGAAAGCAGUUACACCGGCAGGCCCUAGUGCAAGUCCAAAUCCUGCUACGUUUGGAGUUACAACAAACCAUGGGCUCAUGGCGAGAGCUUUAAUAGCUGGAGCUCCUCUGCAACCCACGGUCGACACAACAUCUGUUGAGGCCAACUCUGUUAAUUUGCUAGCGGACAAAGGAUCGCCCUCAAUAUCUAUUACCAAGUCUUUUGAAGAUUCUAGGAACUCAACGCCUCUGUUAGCAUCUAUCCCUGCUUUAAACAUGGCUCCAACUCUGCCGGCACAAAUCGAACGAAGAUCCAGUGACUUGCUAAGUGGAGGAGGGCAUACAACACCAACUUCUUCCUCAGGAAAUGUUGUAUCGGCGCACAAAGGCCUGCAGAAGGCAUUAGCGACCACGGCCACCACAACUACGACUGCGCAAGGCAAUGGGACCCCCCUUACUACUCUUGAAUCCCCCACGUUGGCGCCAAAAGAAACAGGAGGGGUGACAGGAUUGACACCGUCGCCUUUAGCUGAACCGGUCAAUGCGGAUUUCACAUGGCCUUCGUCAGCCCCCUCUUCUAAAUCCUCAUUCACCUCCCUCUCUUUGACAUCUACAGUCCCUUAUGAAACUGCAGACAGCGGGAGUGAACAGGGUGGGAAGCCUACUACCACAGCUUUGCAGUCAGAGUCAAUCAAGGCAUCAGGACGGGGCAUUGGUGCCAAGAGCGCCCUCACAGCAACAGCAGCUCUAGAGGCAGCGGCAGCGGCUAACUCUAAUAACGCUAACGGAUUCGGACACUCUAUCAAUGCAAACAAUCAUCCUUUUAUCAACGACAUGCUUACAAACCAUCUGGAUCCAUUAAGUGCCAGUGUCUCCGAGGUGAUUCGAAAGAGUAGCGCAAGGUUCAAGUCUGUGGUUGAUCCCUUGUCGUCAAAUCAGCUAUUUAAGCCCUCGCCUUCGCCUUCCGUUGCCUCUUCGACAUUGGGUCCUGAAAAGGAGCCACUCCCGCCUGUAAACAAGGGCUUUUAUCGGCCAACAGCGCCGAUAGCAGGUCCGCCAACUGAACUAUCCGCAGCCACGUCAUCAGCCUCUUCUGUUGUAUCAAUGAACUCAAAGCCAGCGUCGAGCUAUGUGCCUACAAGGCAGCGCUCGCCAUCAGGUGGGUCCACUAAUUCUUGGACCUCCCAUUCUGCAGGGACCGCCGUUUCGACGGCAGGCACAUCUGUUUUGGGCGCUGUUUCAUCUUCGGUCAUUAGAAGGGUUAGUGAGGAUUAUUCGACAUUGAAUGAAUUGACAUCUCCUGGGAGUGUCAAAAUUGUGAGAGACGGGAAUGAGAACGAAGAUGGAUCGGGGUUCAUGAGUAUUCUUGACCCAGGACAUCCAGCACAGCAAUCGGAUCCUCAAGUCGCCAAAAUCUUAGAGACAUUAGGUCUGACAGCGACAAAUAUUAAUUUAUCGGCAUGAAGUAGCUUAGGAUUCCAUUUUCUUAUUCAUCUUUUUGCAAAAGUCAUCUUCAUUCCUCAAUCUAAUGUAAUGAGUAUUUGAUACGGCUUUCUGUUUCCCAUUUAGAUGGUUUGAAUUAUAUUCUUCCAAUGAAUAAAUAUAGAAGAUUAUUUGAAAAGUG
Lobosporangium transversale is the source of this 3504-nucleotide messenger RNA. RefSeq lists its product as hypothetical. The transcript is spliced from 2 exons. NCBI's taxonomy places the organism in Eukaryota, Fungi, Mortierellomycota, Mortierellomycetes, Mortierellales, Mortierellaceae. The record is from RefSeq and is a predicted model, not a curated record. Bases 60 to 3344 code for a protein of 1094 amino acids.